UAUUUAUUAAUAGAAAAGUUUUAAAGUUUAUUGGCCUUUAUCCAACGAAUAUUGUGAGAUAUAUCAUGUGUUGUGUGUGUAUGUUUGCCAUUGUUAUACCACAAGCAAUGCAAAUUUAUCAAAAUUGGAAUGAUUUGGCCAUAGUAUUGGAAACGAGUUCAGUAUUGCUUACUAUUUUACUUGCUAUAUUAAAAUCGUUGGUUUGGAUAAGCAACAGAAGAAAAAUGGAUUCUUUUAUACAGUACAUGUUAACAAAUUAUUGGGAAAUAAUGACAGCACAUGUUUCGAAAGGUGCAAAUAUAUAUGCAAUUCUACCUAUAAUUGAGAUAUUUGUUACUAUGAUUAAAAGUACCAAUGAUAACAAUACAAGUACAAAGCAUUUUCCAUUCAUAGCUUUAUAUCCAAAAAAUUAUUAUAACUUCCCAAUGUAUGAGAUUAUUUAUCUUUCGCAAAUGGUAGCAACAAGCUUAUGUGGCCUUAUUAUUUUGGGAACUGAUACUUUAAUUGCAACAGCAGUAUUUCACACAUGUGGGCAUUUUAAAAUACUUCAUAAAAAGAUAGAAAAUAUUAAUACUGAAAUUGAUCUAGUUAGUAUCUAUUUCACAUCGCCUUUCAUAUCGUUGCAUUAUAAAUGA
This is a messenger RNA of Camponotus floridanus (Florida carpenter ant), 635 nucleotides long. RefSeq names its product odorant receptor 13a-like. The transcript is spliced from 4 exons. NCBI's taxonomy places the organism in Eukaryota, Metazoa, Arthropoda, Insecta, Hymenoptera, Formicidae. Gene Ontology annotation, biological process: sensory perception of smell; detection of chemical stimulus involved in sensory perception of smell. The record is from RefSeq and is a predicted model, not a curated record. Gene Ontology annotation, cellular component: plasma membrane. Gene Ontology annotation, molecular function: odorant binding; olfactory receptor activity. Bases 66 to 635 code for a protein of 189 amino acids.